GUGACCGCUUCCCGCCAGCACAACUCACUCCUCCUGUUGCACCCCCGUAACCAGCCCGUAACCCUCCUGCACGUUAUUGUACAGCGAUUUUCACUCUCAUAUUAAAUUUGUUGGAAAAAUUUAGUCUGGAUGAAAUUUUCGAAAUUUUUAAUUAGAGAGAAGAGAGAAACGAGGGAUGUGAAAUAUAUUACAUGUGUAUUGUGUUCGCAGGUAGCAGUGUUGGACGGAGUCUGGAUUAGAAUUCUCUUCAAUUUGCUUCACGCGCUCGGAGCCUCACAGGUUCCUGACAAUCACUGGAUGCCGGGCGAGAGCAGGAGGAACCGUGCCCACGUUUAGGUUGUUGGACAAUCGGUUGCGUGCGCUUGACGCAGUUGCAUUUGAUGGGACAUUCACUCUUCCUGCUCCUCCGCUUCGGAACUGGAUUUGGCUCAAAGAUCAAGUUGUAAACGUUGCUGCUGAAAAUGUUGUCCUCGUCGGGUUUGACCGGCGGUGGCGGCGGCAAAAGAUUUUCUUGCGUCUCGUCAAUGGUACUGUUGACGCAGUACGAGAGCACCGUCCGCCAACUGCAAGGUUGGUCGCAGCACUCACGGGUGACGCCGCCCGCACCCUUUCUUGGGCCGACGUUGCCCGUCGGCAGGGCGCCCGGUCCGUGGAGUCCUCCUCUUGAUUGGCAAGCGAGCUCCAGCACGUCGGCCAGAUUGGAGCCGCAGAACUGGAUGCUGGUGUCAAGUCCAUGUGGAUAGCCGAUGACGACAGACGUGCAGGUCAGCAUCACGACCGCAGUCAGCACCAGUUUCUGAUGAGGCAUCAUCUGCAAAAGGAAAAGAAGGCGCGUGGCUUUUGCGAUAAGACCGACCAACAAAUGGUAAAUUCACACGUUAACUGGCCCCUUAUAUAUCACUGCGGGGGUGUUUAUUUGCUACAAAAUAUACAUUUCGGAGGCGCAGGUGCACAAAUUGGUGAUUGAAAGAAAAAUUGAGGAAAGGGUUUUUGGUUGUGUUAUAUAAGGAGAAGGAAUUAAUCGCUUUUCGUUUAAAUGGGGAAUUUAUUGUCAAGGAAAAUUAAUGAAAAUGGGGAACAAUUUAAGCGUGAAAAUUAGUAUCCGAGUGUUAUUGAAAAUACCUGCCAAAUUUAUAUUAAAUAACAGGUGUUGAGUGUCUGACAGUGAGGAGAGACGAUUAAUUACUGACUGCAGUGUAUCGCCUAUUCAGUAUCAAUUCGAGCAGGUGCGCUCUAGAGAGUUGCUUUGUAUUCUCGGUUAAAUAGAUAUUACGCAUGAAGCGGAUGACCGAUCGAUUAAGCGAAUUAUAAUUUAUCUGACCGCCGCGGCGCGUCACAUCCUCGCUGAUAUGAUUUUUUGCCAAAUGUGUGCAGCGCGCCGAGAUGAAAUAAAUAAAAUGUUUACCUCAGCAAAAGUUGUUAAUUUGGGUGCGUGAGACGCUGACUGCCGCCGCUGCUUCAUGGAGGAGCACCACUCGCGCAAUGAGGCCGCGACCCUCCAUAUAUCACUGACCCGGUCGGGUCAAUACUAUAAUAAUACUCGUCAAGUCUGCAUGUGGCUACUGACCUCCGCCAACCACUAAAUAUGCUGAAUUGCAUCGUUUCCUGAACAAAGUGUGAUAAGAUAAGGCGCCUAGUACAAUAAAAUCUAUAAUAUAAAUUCACGAAAGCGUAAUGUAUAGUAAUUAAAAAAAAAUAUACUAUUUACAUUAUGUAAUAUCUGCAUAAAUUUAAAGUAAGAAUUAUUAGUUAUAUUUAUAAAUAAAGUUGAUUUAAUCGUUUGACAUUUAUCUACAGCCAGAGUUAAGAAUUAAUAUUGCGCAAUAUAUACGUGUAUAGUGUGAGAGGUAGCGAUCGAGCGCCAACGUGCCAACAAACUUUUAAGCGAUUAUUGUAUACGGCCGUCUGCUUAAAACUUGUAAAGUAAUAAAUAAAUUCAUCGCAUUAAAUAUAUAAUGAAUUUUUUCCUUUCGAAUUAAGAUUUUCCGCUUCAAGAAAAUUAAUUCAAAGCAAUUCAAAUGACUUCCUUUUUCAAUCAUCCUUUAUUCUCACGCUCCCUUGACAUUUUUGCGCCUUUUAUUUGGUAAUACAGGCACGGUUGAGAGCGCAUCUCUGAUUGGCUGAUUGUUGGCAAUCAGAGCCAUCUACGGAGGAUGUGAAAGCAUUUUAAUUUGUUCCGGCCGUUCUCAUUGGUUGACAAAUAUUGACUAGUGGCUGCAUUAUCAAACUUGGAUUGCCGAUUUUCACGUGAAAUUCGUCGACAAGUCAAAAAAUUAGGCCAAAAUCAAACAUCGGAACUUCCGCCGAGACGGAAAAAGUGGUCGGCUGCCGACUUGUUCACGGCUGAAUGUUGAAAUCGGUUAAAGAAUUACGUAAUGGCGGCUAGGCUUGCAGCCAAUCAGCGCGUCGCUUGCAUGCGAUGAGUUUCGGCUUGCUUUUGCCAUUCGCGUCGGAAUAAAGGCGAAUUUUAACGCAAUUGUGACGGACUGUGGCGAUAAAAUAGGCCCGAAGCGAGCAAGCAGUGUCCGGUAAGAAUUUCCAAGGAAGGCGGAGGACUUGCGCGGCACGGGAGUCACGCCGGUGGCGAGCCCGUGUUGUUGGCCGAUUUCCACAGGCGGCAGUUGAGGGACCAUUUUGGCAAAUUGUGGUGGCAUGUUUUGGAGAGGCACGUGAAAAGGUAAACAAACGAGGAGAUGUCAUCACGGGGUGGCAAGAAGCGCGGCCGACCGCCUAAGGCCGUGUCGCUCGAGCGCCCGAAGAGCAGCAGCAAGGUGGUCAAGAAACCGAAAUAUUUGCUCGGGUCAGAGACGCCCAGCAGCUCACGGGCCUCUUCGCCGGGCUCUUCCCUGGGCCGGCGUUCCUCCAAAAGAACAGCCGCGUCCCGACCUUCGGUAACAAACUCAACACCAAGCAGUUCCAAACGUGGAGGCGCCAAUCAGCGCGGCAAAAGUCGCUACGGCUACCAAGAAUUUCACUACGGCUCCGAUUUUGAGGACGAUGACUCAGCGAGCAACAAGAGUGACCUGGAGGACGACUUGGACUCGCCUGAGAGCGAAGAUGAAUCUAUAGUUGACGAGGAGUCGGUUCACGAAGUCAGUGAUGAGGAAUUCUCCCUCACCAGUGAGCGUCCAAAGGCGUCUCAAAGACCGAGUCCGAUACCUAUAUGGCUUCAGGAUGAUAAAGAGUGCCCGCCCUUGGAGCUACCUGCCUCUUCAGACGACCUGAUGGUGCCUCGAGAAUACGUGAUGAAAGUUCUAUCAGUUUACGAGGUGGUGCGCCACUUUGGCUCCCUUGUGCGGCUCUCUCCGUUUCGUUUCGAGGACCUCUGCGCUAGUCUUGUGUCUGAGGAGCAGAGUGCCCUGUUAGCUGAGGUACACAUGGCUCUAUUGAAGGCUCUGCUCAGGGAGGAAGACGCUCAACAAACUCACUUUGGCCCUCUGGACCACAGAGACAGCGUCAACAUUCUGUUGUAUCUCAUUGACCCCUUGACUUGGCCUGAAGCUCUUAAAGCCUAUGUUGAGAGUGACAAAGAGUUCGUUGCAUACGGACGAGUACAACAGAUUGUCAGCCACGAGGACUACCCAUUUGUGGACAUAGCUGACAGACUAGAGGUGCUCCAGUUUCUCACUGAUCAGUUCCUCACAAUCAACCCUGUUCGAGAGGACUUGCUGAGUGAAGGCAACAUUUCCUAUGAUGACCACUGCAGAAUUUGUCACCGAGUUGGCAAAUUACUUUGCUGCGAAACUUGCCCAGCUGUGUUCCAUUUGGAAUGCAUAGAACCAGCCCUGCAAGAGGUGCCAAACAAUGAUUGGCAGUGUGCUUUGUGCAAAGCAAACCAAGUGACGGGGGUCAGUGACUGCUCGUCGGCCCUCGAGAAGUCAAACAUUCUGUACAGACAAGAACACUUAGGUUAUGAUAGACAUGGUCGCAAGUACUGGUUCCUUGCUAGAAGAAUUUUUGUUGAAAAUGAAGAAGGUGAAAUCUGGUAUUACUCUACUAAAGUUCAGCUAGAUGCUUUGUUGGAUGCACUUGACGACGAAGACAUGGAAUCCAUGCUGUGCAGGGAGUUGAGUGACUGCCAUGACGAGAUUGUGAGACAAAUGGAAAUCACUGAAAAAGUCACUAUUUCUCAGAAGGGCAAUAAGAAAAGCUACUUAGACAGUGAAAAUGCUGCAAUAAUCAAAGCCCAGAAAGACAAAGAGGAGAAAGAGGCUAAAGAGUUGGAAGCAGCAAAGGCGAGAGAGGAAGGGCUGGACGUCGAUGAAGCACCUGAAGCUGUGGUACAAGAGGAAGUUGUCACUGAGGAGGUGGAAACAGCUAAUGCAAAAGAUGUAGCAGCCACUCCUGCGGUAACUCCUGCAAAAGACAAGGAACCAGGCAAGGAGGGAAGUGAUCAUGAAUCAGAGAAAGAGGAAGAGGAAACUGAAGUCAAAGAUAAAGAUGGAAAACAUGUGAUUGUGACUAGAUCUAAGACAGGAAGUUUGACCCCUCGCACUUUCAACAUGGAAGAUCUGCGCAGAAGAGCGGCAGCAACAGAAAGUGGAGGAUCUGAAGGACUGCGAAUGACUAGGCUGAAGGCCCAUCAAAUAGCGUCUGGCACUUACCUUUUCAAACUUGGAAUGGAAGGAGGUUUCAAGAACUAUGUCAACCACUACUCGGUCAUUCCAGGUGCUCUGACAAGAGCUCAGCGCAACGAAGAGCGAGACAAAAAACGUCAUCUCUCCCACAAGUUUUCCCUCACGCAGGCGUCUGAAUUCAAGUGGGCUGGACCUGUGAAUGGCACUAGGGCGUUGUUGAUCAACACGCUCAGGCAGACGAUGCUUCAGGUUGAAACCAACAUGCAGACGGCUUUCAUGCAUACAAACUGGCCUUUGUUGAAGAAGCAAUGGGUGGCUUCCGUCACUGCCAGCAUCAACCCAAAAGAUUUUGCCAAAGCUUUGAUUAUUCUGCAAGCUUGCAUGAAGCCAGUCGUGUUUGCUACCGUCUGGCAUGAAUCUCUUGGCCACACAAAGCUUCAGAGGCUCACUGCUGCUGAACGAGAGGAUAGAAAGAAACUUGAAAAGAGGGAAAAGAAGGAGAAAGAUGAGGAAGAGGAGAGAAAUCGGCUCAAUUACAGUUUGGUCAAGUACACACUUGGACUGAAGCAUCAAGUCUACAAGCAAAGGGGCGAGGAGUAUCGCAUACAUGGUCAGUGGGGCUGGAUGUGGCUGAACCAAGCCAGAAAAUUCAAAGCUGAAAGCUGUGCCGGCAUGGGUCUAAAAGGCACACCCCAAAAAUUGAUGGUGCAAGUCAAAGAGGAUCGAGUGACCAAAAUCAUUGCUGUUGACUUACCUGUCUACAACAAGCUGAUUGAUAGGUCAGACCUGCUAACUGUGUCUGACAGCCAAAUUCCAAAGCCUGAGGGCUACGUACCAAGCAGUACCAGACUCAAAGAGAGGGCAGAGGCCUCGAGGUUAAAAACCCCUGUAAAGGAAGAGGAAGAAGUCAACGUGACUGACUCGCCCGAGAAACAACCAGAAGCAAAGCCAGGAAAAGCAGAUGAGCAGAAGGAUGAACCUGUAAAGGAGGAGACUGAAAUCAAAGAGGAGAAAAUGGAAGUAGAUGAUGCAAAAGAGGAAGGGGAAUCUGUUCCAAAGAAGGAUGAUACUGAAAAGGUUAAGGAAGAAUCAUCCGUCAGCAAUGACAGUGAAAAGAUGGAAAAAUCUGAGGAAAUAAAGAAUGAUUCCGAGCUGAUCAAAGAAGAAUCUCCCGAAGUGGAGGAGACUGCUAAAAAUUGUACUGAAGACAAAGUUGAGAAAAUGGAAGUAGAUGUAAAGGAAGAAAAGAUGGAUGAGCCUGAGAAGGUAGUGGAAGAGGUAGCCAAGCCUGUGGAGAAUGAGGUCAAAGCAGAGCAGGAAGAUAAAUCAGAAACACCAAAAUCCGAAAGCAAGACGGAACAAAAGGCUCCAGAAACUCCUAAAGAAGCGAGCAGCACUAGCGGUCACAGGCUGCUUGUCUUUAGGCCUGUUUGUGAAUUUGAUGAAAUUGAUAUCAGCAGGGCUUUGACCAUGCCCGGAAGACUUGCUUACCCAAAGGUGGCAAAGCCGAGUAAGCUGGAUGAGUUCCUUCAUCGUAGACUUCAGUUGAAAGCUGUAGAGGAAAGGACAUUGGCGCUCACUGCUGAGAACAAAAUGUCUCCCCAAAAGCAGCCUACUGCUUCUCCAGCUCAAGCAAAUAGCUCAAGUGCCACCACUCAAGUGGUCCAGCCUCCAAAGCACACUAGAGAGGAGCUUGAAGCGAUGUCUAAAGAAGUGGCCUACCACCUUGAAUUGUACUCUUCAGCCCACAAACUAAGCAAGGACCACCCUUGUUACAACCCACUGUGCAAACCCAACUCGAGCGUACCCAAUUGCUACUCUCCCAUGUGCAUACAGAGGUAUCGCCUACGAAAGGAGUUGCUGAUGACUCUUUGCAAGGCCAAGAGCAUGGGGAUUGACAUUAACAGCAAAAUCGGGGCACAGGCUUCAGUUCACUCAAAAGCACCCACCACUAAGAAGACAGAGUCUGAUGUAAAGCAAGAAGAGACAAAACCUGAAGACAAGCAAGAACCUAUUUUGCCAGCAUCACCUGAAAAGGUUGCCGAAAAAGUGGAAGUGAAGCAGGAGACUAAACAGGAAGUGAAGCAGGAAGAAACAUUGUCAAGUGAAUUGACAGUUGAAAAGAAAGAUGAAACCACUGUGCAGGUCACAACGACAACCACUACAGUAACAACGACUACUGUCACCGAGUCUGUGACAACCAAAGUGACUGCCUCAGAUAGUGGUGUGCUGAAAGCUGCUCUGAGUAAGAGUCGGCAGCACAUGUCAAGACCUCAACCUGAGCCUGUAGACAAGCAGAGGGUUUAUUCUGCUGACAAUCCCUCAGGCAAAUUGUACCUGAAAAAACUUGUGCGGGCCACAACAACUACUACGACAACUACAACCUCGACCCUCAGCACAGUUUUGGCAGGCGGCCGCAGGAAGAAAAUCCAAGUCAAAUAUCCUUUGAGUUCCAAGUACUGCAGUUUCAGCAAAAAGAACACCAUUUUGGCUUUGCCGCAGCAUGAAUUGAGGAAAAUGUCACGGAAAGGAGGUUACACUUAUGCCUAUGGAUUUAGUCACACAGCUAAGGCUAACCAAACUGUCUGGCCUUACCCUUGCCCAAGACCAUUGUUCAAGACAUGCUGGAUGUACCGCAUGACCUUGGCUACCUCUCUUGCCACAGUGGCCAUGCAGCUGAGGAUUUUCUGGCAUUGCAUGCGUUGGGACGACAUGCAGACUAAACCACCUAACAGUGAUGGAAAGAAUCAAGUCACUACAGACACUGAAAUAACAUCUACGGAGCUUCUGAAGCACCGCCAUGUUGGCCAAUUCAUGGAGAAGACGCAGUAUCUUCGAAGAAAGGUUGUCAUUCCCAUAGACCUGCCCAAAUCAGUCCGAGAAGUUACGUCCAUGCGAGUUGGCCUGCGCAAGAGAAAACGAGAAGAGGCUCCUCAAAACACUGAGCCAAAGGUAAUUGAAGACUGGAUUGACGAAGAAAAGUUGGAGCUGUGGGAAAUAAAGCAGUACAAUGACAGGCUCACGCGGGCUAAUAACCUGGUUGUUACUAGGAGUCGAACUGGCUCCUCGGCUCCAACCAAGCCCUCCGAUCAGCCAGCAACUCCGACCACUGGCACAAAGCAAGAAGUCGCCAAGGUGCAAUCAGCUGAGGAAAUCAAACAGCAACUGGAGCAGAACUUGAAACUUCAAAGGGCAGCUCUGCAACAGAAACGAGCUCUUGAUGGCGUUUCUCCCAAACCGAACAUUCUGAAAAUGGUGCCCAGUCCUGCACAAGGAGCAGCUGCAGCAAAACAGGGAGCUGGUCAGAAAGCCACUGUCACAACCAGAGUUUUUGUCACAAAAGACGGUGCCAGUCGUAUGAUUGGACAGCAAGCCAACAUUUUGCCCAAAGCCGUUGUUGCUCCUGGACAACCUCAACAGUCCCUGAUCCGUCUAACUCCAGGCACUGCCAACGCAACACCAACCACACCAACCCAGCAGAAAGUCCAAAUCAUUCCAGGGCCCGAUGGAAAGUACCAAGUGCGGGGCCUCUUGCCUGGCCAACAGCUGGUCCAACUGCCUGGUGGCAAAAUACAGGUCAUGUACACAUCGCCGACUGUGUCUUCCACUGUGACUACUCCAACCAUCCUAAAGACUGUGACCGUGCAAGCUCCUGGAACGCCUCUUAGCAGCAAGACGGCCUUGGCUGCUGGUCCUCGAGUGACUACAGUUGUCACUCAGCCUACCACUGUGGUUCAAACUGUGUCUCAGCCAACGCAAAUUACACAAACAGCAAUUCAACCGACCACCUCUGGCACACCUGUUACUUCUACACCUGGACCCACUGUUAAGGUUGUGACUGCUCCGUCAAGUGUUGGUAAGACCAAUCUGCUUGCCCAGCAGCUGAUGGCCUCUCCGACUGCAGCGGGCACAACCACUCCCCGUCAAUUGGUCAUUCGCCAGGGGACUCCUGGAGGCACACCAACAGUGCAGAAAAUUGUGUCUGCAGGAGGCAAUCAGGUCAUUGUGAGCAACGCCCAAGUCUUCACCACACCUAGCGGCCAGCAGGUUCUUCUUCAAAGUGCCGGUGGAACGCCUGGAAAUCAGCAGUUUGUGAUUGGCGGCCGAAUCAUCAACGGCCAACAGGUGCUUAUUCGAGGCCCCAACAAUACCCUGAUGACCUUGGCAGGCACUCCUGCUCAGGGUAACAUGAUCGUCAAGACUGUCAGUGCCACUCCCGGUGGUCAGAAGAUCGUUCAGAAGCCAAUCAUUGUCCAAAAGCCUGCACUUGCACCUACUACUGUAGUUGCCGCUUCUUCACCAAGUGUCCCUUCCAACAUCACAACCCCCACAGCUUCCACAACCACAACGCCCACCACUCAAACACCAGUCGUCAUUGCUGCACAACCUGCGACCCCGCAGACCCCCUCAACUCCUUCAAAGGAAACAACUCCCAAGCCUCAGCCAACUCCUCAAACAACCGUUGUUGUUGCUGCACCUUCUUCAACAACUCCUGCUGCCCAACCCGGAGCUCCUCUGCCCAAAUUGCUUGGCAAUCCAACCGCUCAGGUCAUCCAGACGCCAAACGGGCCAAGCAUCAUCCUUCAAGGGCUGAGAGGUAACUUCACAGAGCAGCAGUUGGCCUCCCUGAAGGAGCAGGUCAAGCAGCAUGUGCUCAAGCAGCAGGCCAACAAACUGUCGGGCAAUCAGAUGGUGAUCUCAAUGCCACCAGCCAACCCUGUCCAACAAGUGGUUGCCACCUCGCAACCUGUUGCCGUUUCGGCCACCCCUGUUACUCCUCAGACUAUUGUGAAGACCGUGAUGGCUCCUGUGCAGGCUGUAACUCCGUUGGUCGCUAAACCUGCCGAACAGCCCAAGGUUGUGGUGCAAACUGUGCAGCCGGUGAAGCCUGAGGUCAAAGUGGUUGUCAAGGCAGAGCAACAACCACCCAUGCAGCAGGUGGCACGCCAAGUGCUGGUCAACGGCCAGUCAUCAGCGCAGCCAGAGGCGCCGAAGUCACCGCCUGGAAAGAAUGAUAAGGGUCAGUUUGUCGUCACUCCUGACUACAUACAGCAAACAAUUAAAUCAGCUUUGAAACAAGACAACCUUCCUCCUGAGAUAGAAGAGAAACUGCUGCAAAUGCAGCGUUACCAGGAGCGGCAGAUGAAGGGGCCUGUGGUGCAACAAACGCCUCCUCCAGCAACUCCUCCGAGUCGCUCGAGUCAAUCUAGAAAGAGGAAUGCCAGCACCACCGUCCCAGCAACGCCUGCAGUUGAGGGCGCCACACCCAAGGACCCAAACUGGGAGCCAGCAAGAAAGAGAAGCGCCAACCGUGGUGGCGCGGCUGCAGCUGCGGCCCCAGACCUUCCUAAGGAGGCCAAGGAGGAAAAGCCGACUCCGAGCAGCUCAACUCCAACUGGCGGCCGAAACCGCAAGAGUUGGAAGGAGCAGCAGGAGGAGAAGAAACAGGCUCAGGCCGCCCAGCAGCUGAACAAUCUGCUGUUCCGCACCACCGAGGCCCUUCGCAAAGAGGCCACCAAGAAACGCGCCUUCCUCGAAAAGGAGCUCAUUGCUGAGAUCCAGCGCGAGGUGGCCGUCGAGUUGGCCGCUCGCACGCUGGCCGAGCGCAACAAGCAAGAGGAGGUGCGCACCACCAAACGCAAAGUCAGUGGCAGCGGCCCUCAGCCCAGACAGGUGGCCGUGGCCGGCGGCCAACACGGCGCGCCUUCGACGGUGCCCAAAACGCCGCCCAAGAAGCGGCAAAAGCGCUCUUCAUCUCCCAGCGGCCGAAAUAAGAAGGAGAAGCUCUUCUGUUCGUGUCGGACGCCGUACGACGACACAAAGUUCUACGUCGGCUGCGACCUGUGCAACAACUGGUUCCACGGGGACUGUGUCGGCAUCACCGAGCAGCAGAGCAAGGGCAUGACCGAAUUCGUGUGCGACGAGUGCAAACACGCCAGAGACACUAAGGAGCUCUACUGUCUCUGCAAACAGCCAUACGACGAAUCCAAAUUUUAUAUUUGUUGCGACCAAUGUCAAAAUUGGUUCCACGGGCGCUGCGUCGGAAUCUUGCAGUCGGAAGCAGACGGAAUUGAUGAGUAUGUGUGUCCGAAUUGCCAAGGCAGCUCAGAGAUCAAUCAGGCCAAUAUGAGAAAUCUCAAUGCUCGCGACAAUGAACUGCUCAAGAAACUUAUCAAACAGAUUCAAACACACAAGUCAUCGUGGCCAUUCAUGGAGCCAGUGGAUCCGACCGAGGCACCAAAUUAUUAUAAGGUCAUCAAUGAGCCUAUGGACUUACAAACAAUUGAGCUGAGAGUGAACGAAAAGGCGUACCAAAAGCUGCGCGACUUCAUUGGCGACAUGACCAAAAUCUUUGACAAUUGCCGGUUUUACAACCCCAAGGAGUCGCCGUUCUACAGAUGUGCAGAAAACCUCGAGGCCUUCUUUGUGCAAAAGCUCAAAAUGCUGCGGGCAAAGAUGCUGGAGACAAACUGAGAAUCUCUCUCCCUCUCGCCAGUGAAGUGGUCCAGUACAAAGACUCUUUUAGUUGACAAAGUAAAUUAAUUAAAAAUUAUCAUUUAUCAAAUGAAUCAACAACAACUGAUUGAACUGUGAGAGAGAGUUCGAAGGAACGCGCUUUUCCUCUUAUCUCUAAGUCGAUUUUUAUUUGGAUGACUUGAUUUUAAAUAUCACACACACCAGCAGCACGACUUGUCAUGGUUUUUUCCGCACGCAAAAGACUGGCAUUUUUUUGUACUAAAAAAAUUUGGGAAUGUUUUUCUUUGUUUUUCUACAUAGCCAAAACCUGUUCGUUUUUCCUGUUAGUUGAAUUGUUGUCGACUAUUUGUGCUGCUGCUACGAAGAUGAAUAAAAAUAUUUGAGAAUAAAAAUAGAAAUUUU
Neocloeon triangulifer is the source of this 11456-nucleotide messenger RNA. RefSeq names its product nucleosome-remodeling factor subunit NURF301 (gene E(bx)). Gene Ontology annotation, cellular component: NURF complex. Lineage: Eukaryota; Metazoa; Arthropoda; Insecta; Ephemeroptera; Baetidae. The transcript has 25 exons. The record is from RefSeq and is a predicted model, not a curated record. Gene Ontology annotation, molecular function: RNA polymerase II cis-regulatory region sequence-specific DNA binding. Gene Ontology annotation, biological process: regulation of transcription by RNA polymerase II. The coding region runs from base 2694 to 11051 and encodes 2785 amino acids.